GGGAAUCACAGAGCUGCUAGUUCUGUAAAUAUCUACCAGCGAUGAGCAGCAAGUAACAUUCAAGGUUUCAUGAUACAUAACCUACCUAGGUAACAUCAUAUCUCCAUCUUGACGAAUAGUUUGACCUCUAUCGGAUAGCUCAACAUGCGAUCAGGCUUGAUCUAUUUACUAGCAAGCAUCAAUCUUCUUAUACCGAGUGUCUCUGCGCUGCUACGUUUCUCAUGUUCGCAACUCGUCGUUGAGCGUCUUGACCCUUUAGUCAACCCAGGGGUCUUUGGAUCGCCACACCUUCACCAGGUCAUUGGCGGAAACUCCUUCAACGCGUCGAUGGAUCCCAAGACCCUAGACAUUCCUGGCUCAGCUACUUGCACCACUUGCACUUUCCCAGAGGAUUUUUCCAACUACUGGACCGCAGUAUUGUUCUUUCGUGCGCGCAAUGGGACGUAUAAGCGCGUUCCACAAAAAGGCAAUGUGUACUUUGAGGAGUCAAACGGUGGCAUGACAAUAUACUACAUCCCAAGUUAUAACCAUACCGCCGUCACCGCGUUCAAGCCAGGUUUCCGGAUGAUUACCGGUGACCCUACGAUACGUACUAGAGAGGAGGCAGAAAAGUACCGACAACUUACGUAUACUUGCCUACAAGACCCCUUAACGCGAACAAACGAGACUUUGGAUAUGCCGAAAGAACCCUGCCCAGCUGGCAUAAUGGCGAACCUCCGGUUUCCAACAUGUUGGGACGGUGUCAACCUAGAUUCUCCUGAUCACUCGAGCCAUGUCUCGUAUCCCGAGAGCGGUACGUUUGAGGAAGGCGGACCAUGUCCAGCAAGUCAUCCAGUGAAAAUCCCACAGCUUUUCUAUGAGAUAGUGUGGGAUACCACGCCUUUUAACGAUAUAUCAGAAUGGCCCGAGGACGGUUCGCAGCCUUUUGUCUGGAGCUACGGAGACGCCACAGGCUUCGGCAACCAUGGGGACUACAUGUUUGGUUGGAAGGGGGAUGCUUUGCAAAAAGUCAUGGACACUGACUGUAACGGUUUCAAAUGCCCCGAGCUAGGGUAUCAGGAAAUUAAAGAAGGCAACAAAUGCACAAAGAAGAGGGAUGUGGAUGAGGACAUUGAUGGCUGGCUCAAGGAGCUUCCUGGUGGAAUGCCAGUCACUGAUGCUAGAGGGAGGAAACAGUGAUAUGGGGUUACGAUAUUACCUAUUGAAUGAGACGAGGUCUUCGCUAUAUAUAGGUAGGCAUUUAUUGGUCGGAGAUUCUGCAAUUCUUUGAAAACAUAGGGAUAUGGCAAAGAAAUCUUAUAAUUAAAAACGCCAACUCCCCUUUAAUUGUUUACCUAGGAAACCAUCGACGGCUUGAAUCAUCUGUCACAGUGAUUACUGUAUGUUUGAAUACGAUCCAACAUUUGGGCUUCGGUUUGUAACAAACACCUGGCAAAACACCGCGUUGCUUCUCGAGCUGUGGAACUUGGAACGCACUAUGGCGCAUCGCUCUUUGUUGUGCAUUAGAGCUAGGGUUUUCUGGAUUGUUUCCGGGACCAUUGUUCAUUGUCACCCUUCAAUCGACUUGUAACAGUCCUGAUUGUCUCGCAAGCAAGAAGUC
Molecule: messenger RNA, 1600 nt
Organism: Annulohypoxylon truncatum
Lineage: Eukaryota; Fungi; Ascomycota; Sordariomycetes; Xylariales; Hypoxylaceae
Exons: 7
Coding region: 145-1179 (344 amino acids)
Source: RefSeq, a predicted model, not a curated record